This is a messenger RNA of Momordica charantia (bitter melon), 1131 nucleotides long. RefSeq names its product peroxidase 51-like. Gene Ontology annotation, molecular function: peroxidase activity; heme binding. Lineage: Eukaryota; Viridiplantae; Streptophyta; Magnoliopsida; Cucurbitales; Cucurbitaceae. Gene Ontology annotation, biological process: response to oxidative stress; hydrogen peroxide catabolic process. The record is from RefSeq and is a predicted model, not a curated record.
UCUCAUGCACAGAGCUCACAGCGGUUACAGAGGAAAAACAGAGGCGCCAUUUUUCUUCAAAAAUGGAACGAAGAUUUCUACUCCUCUGCCUUCUCUUCGCCGCUCUUCCGAUCUCACUCGCGCAACUCCGGCGAGAUUUCUACGCCGAUGUCUGCCCUAACGUCGAGAGCAUCGUCCGGACCGCCGUGACGAAGAAGUUCCGGCAGACUUUCGUUACGGUUCCGGCCACGCUCCGCCUCUUCUUCCACGACUGUUUUGUUCAGGGAUGCGAUGCGUCGGUGAUGAUUUCUUCGAGUGGAGGCAAUACGGCGGAGAAGGAUCAUCCUGAUAAUCUGUCGCUGGCCGGAGAUGGAUUCGAUACGGUGAUCAAAGCCAAGGCGGCGGUCGACGCCGUGCCGGGAUGUAGAAAUAAAGUCUCCUGCGCCGAUAUUCUCGUCAUGGCUACUCGAGACGUCAUUUCCUUGGCUCGUGGACCUUCAUAUUCUGUGGAGCUGGGGAGAAAGGAUGGGCUUGUUUCGAGAGCUUCUGAUGUUAAUGGGAAACUGCCUCAGCCAAGUUUCAAUCUCAAUCAGCUCAACGCCAUGUUUGCUGCCAAUGGCCUUUCCCAAGCCGACAUGAUCGCUCUCUCUGCUGCGCACACCGUUGGAUUCUCCCACUGCAGCAAGUUCGCGAACCGAAUCUACAAUUUCAGCCGUACAAAUCCGGUGGAUCCAACUCUGGACAAGGCCUACGCAACGAAGCUUCAAGGGAUGUGCCCCAAGGACGUGGAUCCAAGGAUAGCCAUAGACAUGGAUCCAAACACCCCCCAAAGAUUCGACAACGUGUACUUCAAGAAUCUCCAGCAAGGAAUGGGCCUCUUCACUUCGGACCAAGUUCUGUUCACGGACCCAAGGUCCAGGCCCACUGUCAAGGUUUGGGCCCACAGUGGCCAGACCUUCUACAAGGCCUUCAUUGACGCCAUGACCAAGCUGGGCCGGGUCGGAGUCAAAACCGGAUCCGACGGCAAUAUUCGCACCGACUGCGGUGUAUUUAACAGUUGAAAAACUAAGAACGCUUUUGGGGGUAUUUUUUUUUACUAUUUACUAUUUGUUAACAUUGGAAUAAAGAGGCCAUGGUUAUUUUUAAAAUGCU